Molecule: messenger RNA, 1303 nt
Organism: Brachypodium distachyon (stiff brome)
Lineage: Eukaryota; Viridiplantae; Streptophyta; Magnoliopsida; Poales; Poaceae
Product: plastid-lipid-associated protein 6, chloroplastic
Exons: 4
Coding region: 228-1052 (274 amino acids)
Source: RefSeq, a predicted model, not a curated record
CGCGUCCGACCUGAGCCACUCCUCUCCGCGGCCAGCACCGUCGCCUGACGCCCACCACAAAAAGUUCCACGGCGCACACAGAUAGUAGUACUGUAGUAGUAGCAUCUUUCUUCCACAGUUCCACCAACUUCGAUUCCACAGGUUAAUUGUAGUUCCUCCGCUGCUUCUGUCGAUCGAUCGAGAUCGCUUGCCUGCUUGCUUUGCGCCUUUGCUUGCGCUCUGCAGCCAUGGCGGCGCCGUCGUGGUCCUCUUGCUGCGCCUCCACCGCAGCUCGUCCUCUGCUUAGUCUCCCCCUUCCUUCCGCCAGCGGCAAGAGCAGGGAGCCAUGCCGGACAAGCAGCGGCAGGAAAACCCAGCGGCAGCUGUCCAUCUGCGCGGUGGCGGACGCGCCGCCCGCCGUGGACUACGCGGACAACGGCUCCGGCGCCGGCACCGAGGACGUGGCUUCUCUGAAAAUCAAGCUGCUGAGCGCGGUGUCCGGGCUGAACAGGGGCCUGGCGGCGACCCAGGAGGACCUGGACCGGGCGGACGCGGUGGCGAGGCAGCUCGAGUUGGCGGCGCCGGAGCCCGUGGACCUUGCCAAGGACCUCGACAAGCUGCAGGGGCGGUGGAGGCUGGUGUACAGCAGCGCCUUCUCGUCGCGGACGCUCGGCGGCAGCCGCCCCGGCCCGCCCACCGGCCGCCUCCUCCCCAUCACCCUCGGCCAGGUGUUCCAGAGGAUCGAUGUGGUGAGCUCGGACUUCGACAACAUCGUGGAGCUGGAGCUCGGCGCGCCGUGGCCGCUGCCGCCCGUCGAGCUCACGGCCACCCUGGCGCACAAGUUCGAGCUCACCGGGACAGCGAGCAUCAAGAUCGAUUUCGACAAGACGACGGUGAAGACGACCGGGAACCUGUCGCAGCUGCCCCCGCUGGAGGUGCCCCGCAUCCCCGACGGGCUCCGGCCGCCGGCGUCCAACACCGGGAGCGGCGAGUUCGAGGUGACCUACCUCGACGACGACACCCGCGUCACGCGGGGGGACAGGGGGGAGCUCAGGGUGUUCGUCAUCUCAUGAUCUAUCAAUUCAAGCCGAUUAUGCACCGCUGCUCUAUCUGUGUGUGUUGUCCGCAAUCUCUCCUCUCCGGCCGUGCUCCGGUCAUUUUUGCCCGUAAUUAACAGGAUAUAUCGUUCAAUCUCUUUCAUUUUGCAGUGCUCAGGAUGAUUUUUGUUGUAGGAAUUGUUAUAGCUGUAAUUCUCACAUCAGGAAACUUCUCAUGAUCGAGCUGAUUUUGCAUCGCUGCUAUCUGCAAUGCUAUAUCUCUUGUC